Molecule: messenger RNA, 1959 nt
Organism: Zea mays
Lineage: Eukaryota; Viridiplantae; Streptophyta; Magnoliopsida; Poales; Poaceae
Product: transcription factor VOZ1
Exons: 3
Coding region: 594-1478 (294 amino acids)
Biological process (GO): positive regulation of long-day photoperiodism, flowering; positive regulation of DNA-templated transcription
Cellular component (GO): nucleus
Molecular function (GO): sequence-specific DNA binding
Source: RefSeq, a predicted model, not a curated record
AUAAUAUAUAUGAGGUCUCAAGCUGCGAUAAGAUGUUUAUUGAGCCUCAGAGAGAAGCUGAGCCUGAUUCAGACAAAUUGAAGCAAGGGAAAAAGCAGGAAAUGGAAUGGAAGGAGUUCACCAAGGAACCACCGAGUGCUCAAAAAUCACUGGUGAAGAUAUCAUCCCGCUUCUUCUCGGCAUCUUCUCCUCCAAAGCUGAUGGAGAGUUUAUGCCUACAUCUGUCUUUCGCGGGUUAAUGAAAUCAGUGCAAAAAUAGGCUCCCAAGCUUGUUGCUGGGAUAUUGCUUCUUGGUGCAGGGGUCUUCUUCUGAAAUAGAGCUGAGAAGAGUCGACUAUUUCAGCAGCAAGGAAUUGCCACAAGUAUUGGAAAGGUAACCUCCACAACAAAGCCACAGUUCGUGAGAUAUGACAAAUUCCACAGAGAGUAAAGAAGCUAAUAGAGCUCCUACCUCAUCAAGAGGUACAGUUUCAUCAUCUGAACCUGCUCAUCUUCUGAUUUCAUUUGUUGCAAGUCUAUUAAUAUUCAACUGUUAUAAUGAAACUUAGCUUGCAGGUAAAUUUCUUACACUUUCCAUUUCCAUAUUCAGGAUAAUGAGGAAGAAGCUUCGCUUUUUGUCAUACUGUAUUUGCUUCUGUCCAGUGUUUUUGUACCAUUAUUUUUGUACCAUUAUUUCAGAUUUGUUCACAACAAUGACUUCGGCACCUUCUGCAUUCCUGAAGCCAAAAUGCGCUCUCUGGGACUGCCCCAGGCCUGCUGUUGGAUCAGAAAGAUGGCAUGAUUAUUGCAGCAUGUAUCAUGCUGAUUUGGUUGUGCAAGAAGAGGGCCCUCUAGGCACAAUGCCUAUGAUUCGUCCAAGAGGUAUUGAUCUGAAAGAUGCCCCCUGUUUGCUGCUCUUAGUGCAAAAAUCCAAGGAAAAAAAUGUUAGGAUCCCUAUCUGUGAAGGAGCUGCCACUGCAAAGUCUCCGUGGAAUGCACCUGAACUUUUCGAUCUUUACAUCUUUGAAGGUGUGUCUAUCAGAGAAUGGUUGUUUUUUGACAAACCAAGGAGGGCAUUUGUUAGUGGAAAUCGGAAGCAGCGGUCCUUGCCAGAUUACGGCGGCCGUGGUUGGCAUGAAUCUAGGAAGCAGGCGAUGAAGGACUUUGGGGGUCUGAAGAGGUCCUAUUACAUGGAUCCACAACCAUCCAACAACUACGAAUGGCACCUCUACGAAUAUGAGAUCAAUGAGUGCGAUGCUUUUGCCUUAUAUCGUCUUGAGUUCAAGUCUUCAGAUGCAAAGAAGAUUGUGAAAUCCAAAUUAGCCUAUAAUCCACUGAAUGAAAUUCAGCAGCAAAUGGUUAGACUCAGUGCAGACAGUCCUGUAGACAACAAACGGACGGCCCGGGGCAAGCCACAUGCUAACCCGACAGCUGUCGAUACUAACAUCUAUUCAGUUCCAAACACCACAGCUCAAGCCAAUGUUCCAAAUGCUUUUUAGCUAGGGUCACAAGUGGACCAGAUGACAUAUUUGAAUGGUAGUGUUGUUUAUGGGCCUCAUCUGCCGUAUGGUUACUCGACUGAAAGAGGUGACUUUUAUUGGAACUCAGCUGAUGGGACAUGAGAAGAUGAACACAUAUUCGAUUUAUGGCAUAUUUGGCCUUCAAGUUCUAACAAGUCCAGUUAUGGUUAUUGGGUCUACUCUAUUAGCAUGACCCCCCAUCUUCUUUUAGUUGGAACUGGUCCAAUCUACAGGAAACAUCUCUAAAACAAAGGAUGUCAAUACUGCAGUUCUAUUUUCUGGGGUAACUUUUGUCGUUGUAAUAUAGGUGUAUCAUGAAAAUAGCAAGCAAGCAUCUCCCCGAUGUGCAUGCAGUUGUAUCAUAUGCAAGAUAAAUCUAUGGUUUGGUGGACUGGUAACCUGUCAUGCUGGUGGUUCCAUUUAUCUGUCACGUUGUAGUGCAUCAAUACAUCUUGUUCUG